AUGUCUCCUAAAAGGAAAGCAGCCUGCUACAGAGACACGACUAGUCUAUUUGACACUUCGGAACGCUUCCAUUCACCUCGUCAACAAGGACCAGGGUCAUUAAAUAGCGAAGAAGAAAACGAAGUAGUAGGGUCAGCUGAUUUAUGUCAAAAGAUAUCGCAGGGCUUACAUGAAAGUGCAAAAGAAAGGAAGUGGGAGAUAUGUGUCCAUCAGGCUGAAUCUAUUACGGAUGUUGUGAAAACAAGGAUAGAUAUCUCUGUGGAUUUUAUCAUUUUUCCUUUUGAUUUAAAAAUUUCACAAACCUUGUCAGAAAUAAAAGCUAAUAUAGUCAGGAUAGAGGAAAGUUUUGUACUGUCUGGUGCAGUUUGCGUAGUAAAUUGCAAUGGAGUAUCCAAUGUUAUGGGAUUGAUCCACGAGGCAAAGAAGCUUUGUCACAAUUAUAAUAUUCGUUUCCUUUCUGCUAAUAUUUCUAAUAUGCAAGCCUGUGUAUCUUUAGGAAGCAGAAUUCUAAAUAUAACAGAAGGAAUAUUGGGAUUAAACAGUGGUCUACCAGUUAUUGGAACUGUUGUGCAGCACAACUAG
Molecule: messenger RNA, 582 nt
Organism: Cyphomyrmex costatus
Lineage: Eukaryota; Metazoa; Arthropoda; Insecta; Hymenoptera; Formicidae
Exons: 5
Coding region: 1-582 (193 amino acids)
Source: RefSeq, a predicted model, not a curated record